This is a messenger RNA of Felis catus (domestic cat), 4058 nucleotides long. Its product is annotated as collagen alpha-1(I) chain-like. The coding region runs from base 1275 to 3608 and encodes 777 amino acids. The record is from RefSeq and is a predicted model, not a curated record. The transcript is spliced from 10 exons. NCBI's taxonomy places the organism in Eukaryota, Metazoa, Chordata, Mammalia, Carnivora, Felidae.
GGAGCUGAGCCUUCACUUCUUGCACUUACCAUACCCUGGUGUUGCCUGGGAAACCCUGCAAUGGAAGGACGACCUAGGUAUCCUGGUCCCAGCUCCGUGCUCACACUAUGUCACAAGCGUAGCCCAUGGUCCCCACGUUGGUACCUCUGUGGAUCCAUGUGGAAUCCUGCUAGGAGGCUGAGGGGCACGGAGAAGGGGCUCAGUUUCCCCACAUGGCAUUCCCUUUCCUCUUGAUUUGGGGAAUACCAAAGGCUAGGCACCUCCUGGGCUAUUCUAACAGCUGGUGACAUAGGGACCCCAUGCCUGGGGUGGGGAACAGAAGACACAACAGACUCUGAUGAAAUAUGGACACACGUGCACGCACACACACACACACACACACACACACACACAUACACCUCAGAAACCCAGAUAAACAUGUGCGGCACAUGCAUGGGCCCAUGUGUGCAUUCACAGCCACACCCACCCUGGAUGGACAUGUGAGCAGGAGACAUCCUUGCAGGGGAAGGAGCAUGGGUUUUGAAAUAGACAAAAAGUCUAUUUCCUUGAAAAGUCUGUCUUCAAAAAGAACUCUAGUAUUUUUGGCCGUGACCUUGGUGUUUUAGGAGCCUUGGCUAAAAGAUCGGGGUGAGGGGGUCCUCCAUUCUCAUUGCCAGGUCCCCCUAAUCUUUCAACAGGAGUGAAGAGGGAGUGUUGGGCUACACUGAGAUGGCCUGCCCUGCGAGCUUAGCCCGCUUCUGCUGAGGCCCACCGGAGAGAGGUGGCCUCUUUCUCUCGCGGAGCCGUUUCAAAGCAGCAGGCACGCAAGGCUGCUCGUGACAGCACAGCGUGUGAACGUCACAGACCAGCUCGUGUGUUGGCACCUCCCCUCGUUAUGACCUGUACAAACCGUGUCCUCGCCUGAUGCAUCUCGCGUGUUGUGAGGAGUAAACAGAGUGACCUGUGGCCAGCACUUUGCACGUGGACAGCUUGGAACAAGCCCUUGGGAAGUGCUCACCGUCGCCCGGCCUGUGGCUGCUUGCGCCUGGGACCGUGUUUCCCCCAAGCCUGUUUAUCACGGCCAUUUGCCUCCGGAUGAGGGGGACGUUGCCACGUGUUAGCUAGGGCAGUUUACUGUCUAGGCUGUUUUCUAAUCUGUAAAAUUGGGAUAACGAUAGCACCUACUUCCCGGAGUUGCUUCAAGGACGGAUUACUUGUAUGUAGCAUUUUGUUUCCUGCAGAUAGUAAGCUGUUGGUAGCCGCUGUUCGUAUUGGGCGUAUUACGUGUGGCUAUAAUGCAGUUGCAAGCUUCACAUGCAUACGUAAAACACGUACCCGGUCAGGAUUGCAAACAAGCAUAUGCAGACACCUCUCCCUCACACUGCCAUCCCCCACAGCCAGGAAACCCAUAUCGGAGGCGGGCCAGAGUCUCUGUGAGACUUGGCUGGGUCCGGGCCCUGGCUCAGAUGUCAGGUCCCUGCAUUAUUGAGCUCAGGAGCCUUUGUCUCCUCCUCAUUCCUGGUCCUCCCUUCUCCACGCUCCAGCAGCAGAGGAGAGGAGGGAGGGGACAUCUGCCCUGGCUCCCCAACCCCAUGGAACAGGCAGCCGCCCCUGGCGGCCGAGGGCUCCCUUGUAGCCAAAAGCAGGCCUUAGCUCUGUACCAGCACCUCUUUAGAUGCCCUGCGGGCCUGGGCCCACUCCAGGCUGCGCUGCAGCAGGUGCAAGAGAGUCGGGCCUGUCCCUCGGGACUGGAGCUGCCCGCUGUGUUGCUGGAGAUGGAGCGGAGCCGGCGGGCCCAGGAACAGCUCCUGUGGGACUUGGAGCUGCUGACUGGGGCGGGGCUGGGCCUCUUCUGGCCCCCCCGGGCCCAGUUCUGCGGUCUGAGGGACCGGGCCCAGUGUGCAUGGAGCCAGCGCAGCAAGCCCCGCGGUAGGAUGGGUAGGGGCCCCGAGCAGCCGAACAGCUGGAGUUCCAGCCCAUGCCCAUUGCCUCAGGCUGGGGACUCCCUGAGCCAGAACCAUCAGCUUCCUGAGGGGGGGCUGGCGGUAGUCCCAUCAUCAGCCCUGGAUCUGGGUGAAGCUGCGAGUCACAGAGACCCAAGGCGGGCGAGCCCUGCUCUGCCUGCAGAGUCCACACCUGGCUGCCUACAAGAGCUGAACCCCACCACCAGCUUUGGGGACCCAGGAAGUUCUGAGUUCAAGAACCUGGCCCAGAGGGCAGAGAGGAGACAAGCAGGACCCACAACCCAGAGGCCCUGUCAACAGCCAUCCGUGAAUGUAGGCGGUCGAAAGCUCACUCAGGGAGCCCCAAGGCUCUGGGGCCUGCCCUCCCGGGGCCUGCCAGAACCCCAGGUUCCCCUGGAGGGGCUGGGCUGGAGCCUGGGCCGGGAGAGAGCAGAACUUCAGAAACUGCUGAGGAUCGAGAUUCCUCAGAGGCAGAGAGAGGGGGACCCUCAGGAGCAGAAAGAAGAGAGCCCCCAGGGUCAGAGAGGGGAAGCCUCCCAGGGGGAGAGCAAAGUUCCUUCCGGACACAGAGAGAAGACACGCCAGGGUCAGUGUGCGGAGGCCACUCAGGCUCUGAGGGAGGAGGUCUCGGAGUAUCCCAGGUGUGAGGCUCCCCAGAGUGAGAGGAGAGAGUCUCCUCAAGGUCAAAGAGGAAACAGCCCUAAGUGUCAGAGAACGGAGGUUCUCCAGGAGACACAAGACCCGGAAAUGAAGACCCUUCAGACUUCCCCAGGCCCUAACUGGGAGGUGGCUGAGGGAGAGGUGCCUACACAACCCCCGGAGGAAGGCGGCUCCCUGGGAAUUUCUAGGGAUCUCUGUAGGUCCCUGGGAGAACAGAUGCCACAGCAAAGGGGUAGGGAGAGCCCUGGCUCCGGGGAAAGGGCCGCCCAGCGGCGAGAGUCAGCACCGGGCGCGGGAGAGCAGAGGGCCGCCGGGGAGCGGGUACGGACUCCCCUUCCACCCCCGAAGCCCCCGACCCGGCCGCUGCUCCCAAGCCCAGGGGCCGAGACGCUAGAGGCCCCAAGCACUGGGAGCUCGGGGCAGCAGGAGCGCCCCGCAGCUCCCCGGGGGCACCCAGGGCUGGUGCCCGACCCGCACGGGCUUCAGGACCGGGAAGAAAGCCCAGGCCCGGCGGAGCAGGUGCCGGACGCCGGCGGGGAGCCGAGGGGCGACGCGGAGGCCCCCAAGGCCUCGAAGGCCGCGUGGCCCUGGCCCCCGGGCAGGGAGAAGGCGUCGGCGGGCGUGAGCGCGGUGCAGCAGGAGACCGCUCUGCAGCGGCUGCUGGAGCUGCACCGCGCGGCCAGGCGCCGGCGGCGGCAGGAUCGCGAGCAGCAGCGGCUCCGGGUCUUGGAAUGCCUCCGCAUCGCCAGGAACCGCCACUGCCGGGUGCACCCUCUGGGGCCCCCACCCAGCCCAGCUCAGCUCCAGCCACAGGAGGACGCGGCGGGGCAGCGGCGAGCCCUGCGGCAGCAGCUGCAACAAGUGCAUCGGGAGAGGACCCGGCGGCUGCGGGCCCUCGGGGCCAGGAACACCCAGAACUUCCAGCAGCUACUGUGGCCUCGCACUGAGGACCCUUUGCCAGGAGAGGAGCCCUCGCCCUUCGCAGCCCCAUCUAGUCAUUGCUGAAUCCUCAAAGGGAUGAUUAAAGAGAUGAGGAUUAAAGAAAAAGCAAGUGCAGGUUAGAGGGAGUUCCAAGAAAGGCUCCGAACGCCGCCUCGGGGCCUGGGAGGGCCAGAAACACACACAGCAGCUCAGUCCCACUAGAAGGCGUGUUAUUUCAUCUUCCCUCCCCUAACUCCACUGCCCGGCCAAGGUCAGAGAGCCAGGUCCCGGGGGUCAAGCAGUGCGAAGGCCCCAUUCUUUCGGAAGAAUGAUUCGAUGCGGCACGUCUUACAGGAGACCAGUUCUUGCUUCACCGGGGGGCCUGGGAAAAAAUGUCAGAGGCCAGGAAUGAUGGGUCCUGGGAAAGGGAACUUGGCCAGAGCAUGGGAGCCCUGCCUUCCUAGCCCUAGGAAUCUGCCUGUAUUGUAUCCACUUUGUAUCCUUUGUGAAGGAAUAAAAAGUGCUUCUGAGGAA